Messenger RNA from Drosophila gunungcola (fruit fly), 1961 nucleotides. RefSeq lists its product as uncharacterized. The record is from RefSeq and is a predicted model, not a curated record. Lineage: Eukaryota; Metazoa; Arthropoda; Insecta; Diptera; Drosophilidae. The coding region runs from base 680 to 1669 and encodes 329 amino acids. The transcript is spliced from 3 exons.
CUUGGUAAUCAAAUAAAUGUACCACCAAAAACUCCAAAAUGUUAAAUAAAAAAAUCAUUCUUAAUUAAGUAAAUGUUUCCUAAAACACUUUUGAUGGGUUUCCUGACCUGCACAAUAUUUUUGAUAAGCAAUGAUUUGAUUAGGGUGGUCCACCCUGAAAGCCAUAAACACAAAGCAAAAUAAGCGUCUCUUCGACUGCUUCCUCAUCUUCCACAAGAGCAACAAAAAAAGGGGGGAGUUGUGCAGAGGCUGCAAUAACAGCAGAAAAUAACAAUAACAAUCCCCGACAAAACUUCCGCUAAGCGAGAAAGAGAAAACAAAAGCGCAGCACUCACUCCCAUCCCGCUCACACUUGCGAAAGAAGCAUAAAAAGAGCUUUUAUUGCAACUGAAACUUUUUCAAGAACUUUUCCAAAAGAGAGCGGAGAGCGAAAGUCGGAUCUAAUUUGAAAGCGCCGCAAGAACAACUCCAAUGUUCAGUUUUUUCAGUUUAAUCAUUAAACAUUAAACAAAGAACCGCGCAGCCGAACCGAUCGCAGCUCGCUCGUCGUCUCUUCUUCACCGAUAAUUGCUGCAAGCACUGGCUGCGUCACUUUGGCGUCAGCGCCAAACUGGUAGAUCAACUCGGCGGCCUGCAAAAGCUACGCAUCUGCUUCAGACAUUUUAGCCAACGUCAGGAGAUGGCCAAAACCCGCAUCAAGAUGACGCCGCUGCGCAAGUCCACCAAGGGGAUAGUAGUUCUACCAAAUAAUGGAGGGACUAUGAUAACGGGAGGAGGAGGCGGAGGAGGAGCAGGAAGCGGUCAAGUCAAGUCAACGACGGCGGCCAACACCACCAUUCAACUUGUAGAGAGCCCUGCCAGAGAUGUGGAGAAGACCCACCAGGACAAGAAGCCCAUUACCAGCAUCAUGCCCAUGCCCCAGCGUUCUCACUCCAUCAGCUCCUCGACCUCCAGCGAUGUGCAGUCCAUAAACUCCGAUUAUGAAGCUUCCCUACAAAAUACCACCCUAGAGGAUUCCCAGAAUGGGCUCAACCGCUUGGAGAACGGUCAGUCCAAGAAAAGGAAGCUCUACGUCAUCACCGAGAAAUCAGAUGGGAACAACGGCCAUACUCCUGAGACCAAUGGACAGCCCAAGAAGCGCAAGAUGUUCGUUGUUGUGGAGCAGAACAAAGAAGCGGCGGGCAAAAAACUAAUGAUUAUGACCGACAAACCGCAGGCGGAUCUCACCCAGCAUUUGGAGAAACUAUUGCCCGAAAUACUAAAUCGCAUACAGGACAAAGAGCAGAAGCAGAUCAAACCAACUCCAGCGGUGGUAAAACCCAAGUCGGCGGUUAUCAAUCCCAGACCACACAUUACGUUGCCGCCCAAGAAGAAUCCCACAAACUUUGUCAGGAUCCCGCCCACAACAAGUCCAGUGCCGUCGCCCAUUCAGAUGCCACUUCCAAUUCCAAAUACCAAGAUCUUAAAGACCGAAAAGACCGAAAAUUUGGAGGAGAAAAUAAAAACGGAAGAUAUCGAGACCAACAUUAAUCUAUCGCCUGACUUCCGCUUCCUGAUGAAGAUCCUUCCUAAACUGGAACAGUUGCCCGAGCCACACAAGCAGAAUGUCAAGCGCUCCAUUCAAAUCUUUGUUGAGAAGAGCUACAGUAUCUACGGCAACAAGGAUUAGUUACCAGUAUUUCAACACCAUUUUAUUUUCCAUUUCAUUUGAAAAAGUUCGCAUUAUUUUCGAAAGAAUCAUACACAUAAAAGGCAUUUCAUUACGUUGUCUAAGACUGAAGCAGACCAAUUUAAUUUGUAAGCCAAUGCAGAGCUGAUGCAGCUCCCCAUUUAGAUAUGUAAGCCAAUCCUAAAUUUGAUGUUACCCCGCUGAAGAUGGGUAUAUUUCGAAAAAGUUAAGCCAUACAAAAGAUUUACCAAGAUUGAAGUCCUUUCUAUAUUGAAUAUAUGAAAGCUUUAUU